Messenger RNA from Microdochium trichocladiopsis, 1305 nucleotides. RefSeq lists its product as uncharacterized. NCBI's taxonomy places the organism in Eukaryota, Fungi, Ascomycota, Sordariomycetes, Xylariales, Microdochiaceae. The transcript has a single exon. Gene Ontology annotation, molecular function: serine-type endopeptidase activity. The record is from RefSeq and is a predicted model, not a curated record. Gene Ontology annotation, biological process: proteolysis. The coding region runs from base 382 to 969 and encodes 195 amino acids.
GCAGUGGUGCAGACCCUCCUUCGGCCACGACAAUCCAGCCGGCCUCCAAUACCAAGAGCUCAAGCAGCGACCGCCGAGGCCACCCCUAUGGUGGUCCUGGCAAAGCGAGGUGCACCCGAGAAGGACUUCAACGCCCUGGUCCAGAUCCUCGACGUGCGGCCGAAGUCAGACCUCAUCAAGCUUCUCUAUGCCGCAAUGGACUUCCAAGCGCUGAGCGCGCCGCUCAGUGUGAGCCAGCUGCAGAUCGUGCAGAAGAGCCCGAUAGUCCACGCCAUGAAUGAGGCUGCCGCACGAGGACUCACAAUCUACGAGGUGGACACGAGCAUGCGCCUGGGCCACUUUGACUUUAAGAUACGCCAACAGCACUGAGAUCCGCAUUCAAUGAGUUCAGGACAGGACAUUGACCCUAAUGGAGGCCACGGCAUCUGCGUUGCCUCGGUCGCGGUCCGAACGGACACUCCCGUGGCCAACGAUGCCGAUCUGGUCAAUGUCAAGAUAUACGACGGCACCUUGCUAUAUGCGCAGGGCCCGCAGAUAACGACUGUGGAUGAAUUGCUGGGAGGCUGUAUGUUUAUACUGACUGACAUGACGGAGAAGGCCACGACAGGCAAGGCCGUCGUCAACAUGUCAUUGGGAGUCCCCUUCGACGCUGGUCUGGACGUUAACAGAGGCGUCAACGUCAUUGAAGAAGUUCUGGACCAAUUCUACGAGAAGGACAUUGUGCUCGUCGUGUCGGCGGGCAAUGAUGGGAUUGACUUGGCACGAGGCAGAACCAAGCGGUUCGGCCCGGUCUUCCCUACACUAGCAAUCAAGACACCGGCGAAGCUGUUCGAACCCUCGAAUCUAUUAGGUCCCCGGGUAUCCGCCAUUCUACAGGCGCCUCGAUUCGUCUCCCGUAAUAAUCUAGAGAGAGUCAUCUCCCAGCUCACCCAUCCUAGUACUACGUCUGGGUCCACUCGCUCCGUGUAAUCCGGACUAGUAUACACAUUUCUUGCGGUCCCCUUCUGGUCGAUAAGCAGAGUGGUAGGGAUAGGGACCUCGAACGUGUCAUCGCCAUUGCGUGCCUUGAGGUCGAAGCCCAAUCGGUCGAACACCGGGCGAAGACUGUCUGGUUGCUUCCACACGAGGCCGAGUUUCCUUGCAAACGUAUUUCCACCGUUAGAGAGGACUUCAAACGUCAGAGCGUUUUUCUCGACCGUCGUAAGAGACUGAUUGGGGAGCUCAGGAGAGCUCAGGAGAGAUGGCCGCGACAGUGACACCUCUCGCGAUGAAGCUGUCAAGAUGUUUCUGAAGGCUUAGCAAGGC